UCCAGCUGCUGCAUCCCGAUGCAUCCCGAUUUUGUGUCAACAAUUUCCGUUCACAAAGUUAAUUUGAUUUACAAAAGUACAAAAUAAUGCCUGAAGAAAUAUUCGAAGAACCGUGGUAUCGGUGUUGUCGAUGCAGAACAACGUUUAAAUUGAAAACCUUGAUUAUUCGCCACCUUAUUUUACAUAAGGUUCACCGGUUUGAGAAUGAUAGCGAUGCAAAAUGUAUAGAGGACUGGGAAAGGGUCAGAGUCUCCGACGGAAACGUGGUCAAAGUUCACCUUCAGGUUCAACCAGGCAGUCACGAGGAAAUCACUAUUAAUCAACAUCCACAAACAGCUUAUGUCAUUUCCGAUAUUGGCCUGCAUGGUGUUGGUGGAGAGGAUAAUCACAUAAACCAGUCAUUUGUCACUCCCUUUGGUCCAAGCAUUUCUCAAACACCUCUCAUUCAUCAUAAUGCACCUUCUUCCAGUGCUGUAAAUACUAUUACAACAACGGAGGAUCAAAUUUUUAAAUGUCGCUAUUGUUUAGCACCAUUUGCUUUGUCUAGAUCUAGGGCUGUACAUGAAGCAAAAGUUCACAAUGAUGAGAUUAACGGGUAUCCCUGCCAAAUAUGUCAAAAGAAUUUUCCAACUAUUGCAAGCGUUCAAGAUCACUAUAGGUGCACCCACAAACAAACUCCGCCUGUCAAAAAAACAUGGAAACUUUGGAAAACUCACGGGGGAGAUAUAAAUGAUUACGCCCACCCCCCUGGAACUAUACUACCCAGCCACACACAGUCUAAUUUUGUACCGUUACAAUUACAACAACAAUUACAACAUCAUGAGGAACAAGAUGAAACCGUUCACACCUUAGCACUUCAUCCUGUUUGUAGAGAAGUCGUGGUAAUGGGAGUAUUGGAUGAAUCCUCCCAAGUCGAACAGCCUAUUAAUCAUCAACAUGAACAACAACAGCAAUUUGAAUCAUACUACUUUCACGCAGAAACUGGCCCAAUCGCUAUCACCACCCCACAGCAGCAAACUUCCCCUUCUUCUUCCUCACCCAAAGUAAAAUUUCCAAAAUCUAACGACGAUGACCAACAAGGUGUAUGUCAACCAUUUCAACAUGACCCCAACACCAAGAAGCGAGGAAAGAAGACACGAUUUCCAUCUGAUUCGACGUCGUCCUUAUCGAAAAAGAAUAAUAAUAAGACACCAUCUAAACUUAUUAGGAAAAGCAAAUCCCCCAAAUCAAGCACUUCACCAUCAUCGUCAUUGCCCACAAAACUACCUAAAGACUCCCCCUUCCGCUACCAACGACUAAAAUGUACGAGAUGCGAAACUCGUUUUCGCACUCAAUGGGAAAUGACAGUCCAUUUAGGCGACAAGCAUGCUGAAUAUAGUUGUGAAUUUUGUUCCCUCAUGUUUCGUGUCAAGGAUGAAAUGUUGAGACAUCAAUAUAGCGUACACAACACCGAGCUUGGUGUAUAUCAGUGCCAUUUCUGCGUAACACGGAUAAAUUUUGGUUCUCCAAGGUUAGUUCAGGAACACGUCCAUUUGACACAUCCGGAAGUAAAAGUUCCUUCGACAAGUGUCGCGUUAAAGUGGCGACGAGCAUAAAGGGGAUUAAUUAAUUGAUUAAGAAACUCGAUUAAUUUUACUCUACCUCACAACAUAUAGAUAUUUUACCUUAUCUGCAUUCUAGUCACGCCAAUUAUAAGUCGCCAAUAAUUUACGACAAACUUGUUAGCCACAUGUUUAUGUAUUUAUUUGUAUGCAUUUUUCCAAGAUAAGAAUAACCGAUGUGUAUAUAAGUAUAAUAUUUUGCUAUCCAUUUACACUGACUAUGCAAUUUAUUUCAGACAUUUUCUUGCUAAUAAAAGUGAAAGUUGAACCAA
Messenger RNA from Folsomia candida, 1873 nucleotides. RefSeq lists its product as uncharacterized. The transcript has 6 exons. Lineage: Eukaryota; Metazoa; Arthropoda; Collembola; Entomobryomorpha; Isotomidae. The coding region runs from base 87 to 1595 and encodes 502 amino acids. Gene Ontology annotation, cellular component: nucleus. Gene Ontology annotation, biological process: regulation of transcription by RNA polymerase II. Gene Ontology annotation, molecular function: DNA-binding transcription factor activity, RNA polymerase II-specific; RNA polymerase II transcription regulatory region sequence-specific DNA binding. The record is from RefSeq and is a predicted model, not a curated record.